Molecule: messenger RNA, 4789 nt
Organism: Caenorhabditis sp. 36 PRJEB53466
Lineage: Eukaryota; Metazoa; Nematoda; Chromadorea; Rhabditida; Rhabditidae
Source: the annotation of a GenBank genome assembly
AUGCUCGACUGCUGCAAGAAGAAGAAGGCAAACAAGUCGCUGGACGAGCUCAAAAAGGAUAUCGUUAUCGAUGACCAUGAAAUCGCUCUGGAAGCACUUCUCCAAAGAUACAGCACCUCGGCAACGUUCGGAAUUUCGGAGGCCGAGGCGGAUACUCGUCUGAAACGUGACGGUCCGAACGCAUUGACUCCGCCCAAACAGACGUCGAAAUGGCUGAAAUUGGCUGGAUCCGUGUUCGGAGGCUUCAACUUCCUUCUGUGGUGCGCGGCGAUUGCGUCGGCGGUCGGAUACGGACUGGAUCUUUCGAUGAGCGGAGACGAGGAAGUUCCGAAGGAUAACGUGAGAUAUUUUUUGCUGAAUGCUUUUGUACGCACUCAUUCCAGAUGUACAUGGCUGUCAUUCUGGCGACUGUCGUCACUGUGACGGGUCUCUUCGACUUCUACCAGGACAGAAAGAGCGGGAAUUUGAUGGACUCGUUCGCCAAUAUGAUCCCUCCGAAGACGCUUGUCGUCAGAGACAAAACGACGAGAGAGAUCGAAGUGAAAGACCUCGUGGUGGGAGAUCUUGUCCGUUUCCGAGGAGGUGACCGAGUUCCGGCCGAUCUGCGAGUGACUCUAGCCAGAGGACUGAAAGUGGACAACUCGAGUUUGACGGGAGAAUCGGAUCCACAGACUCGCAACACUAAUUUCACAAGCAAGAACCCUCUGGAGACCAAGAAUCUGUGUCUGUUCAGUACGAGUGUUCUGGAAGGUUCCGGAGAGGGAAUCGUGAUCCGAACUGGAGAUCGGACGGUCGUCGGAAGAAUCGCCGCUCUUACGACGCAAGUGGAUUCCGGACCGACCCCAUUGGCCAAGGAGAUCUCUCACUUCAUCAGAAUCAUCUCCGUCGUCGCAUUCACUGUCGGAAUCGCCUUUUUCGUUCUGGCCAUCGUUUAUGAAUAUCCUAUUCUCAAAGCCAUCGUGUUCUUCAUGGGAAUCGUUGUAGCGAAUGUGCCCGAAGGAAUUGUCCCGACUGUCACUGUGAGUAAUUCGAGAGAGUGACAAUCCCAUAGAAAACUCAAAACCUGUAGAUUACAAAACCAAUAGAGUCGAGUCCCGUAGAAAUGGUCGGGGGGCCUAAUGGGAGGUGCACGCACACUGUCUUGACUCAUUUUUGAUUGCCUUUCUCGCCCUUUUAGUAACUAUUCAUUUGAGAAAUGAAAAUUUGACAGAACGAUUAAACAAUACCAUGAGGAGUCCAAUAUUCUGAGUUUUCUUCAUUUUGGCGUAUCUGUGUUUGCGUACUUGUUUCUACGGGUUUCUUGGCAUUUUUCUAUUAUAGGGGCACCGCACAGAAAUGGCGCUUUGUUGAGAAACUUUUUGCAGUGCAAAUUGAGCGACCUCGGGGCCGAGUUUGAAAAGUUAGGCCAAUUUUAGUGGAAAAUCACUUCGCGGCCUAGAAAUUCGACCAGAUUGCGAACAGCGCGCCCUUUCUGUCCGGUGCCCCAAUAAUACGGGGUUUGACACUACGGGUUUUGUAAUCUACGGGUAUCCAAUUAUCUACAGGAUCGUCACACUUUCAGUAAUUCGUCACUGAAAGUUCCUUGGAACUCAUUAGCCAUUUCAGGUCAGUCUAACCCUUACCGCCGUCAAAAUGAGGAAGAAGUUCUGUCUGGUGAAGAAGUUGCAAGCAGUCGAAACCCUCGGAUCCACGUCAACUAUUUGCUCCGACAAGACGGGAACGCUCACUCAGAAUCGGAUGACUGUCACUCAUUUGUGGUUUGACGGACAGAUUCAGGACGCCGAGCUCCUUCCGCCGAACGAGAACUACGCUGGAGAGAAACGAUACGUGGGCAACGAAUCGUAUCAGAAACUGUUGAGAUGUGCGACGCUGUGCAGCAGAUCCCACUUCCGAGUGAGUAAGGAUUCUAUCUGGCUCAUUCAAUUUCAAUAAUUCAGGUUCCUGAGUACGAUAUUCCGCUAGCCAAACGAGCUGUGAACGGUGAUGCGUCAGAAGUGGCGAUCAUGAGAUACUGCGAGAUGAUUCGAGGAGACGGAAAAGUGGAUGCGUUCAGAUUGGAAAUGCCGAAGAUCGGAGAGAUUCCGUUCAAUUCGACCAACAAGUACCAACUGUCGAUCCAUCCGCUUUCCAACAAACAGAACAUGAUUGUGAUGAAAGGCGCUCCGGAGAAGAUUCUGAAGUUGUGCUCCACCUAUUACGAUAAAGGAGAGACGAAAAACGUGUCGAAGAAGUUCGAGAGAGACUUCCAAAAGGCUUACGAAACGCUCGGAUCUUAUGGUGAACGAGUUCUCGGAUUCUGCGAUUUUGAAAUGAGUCCCUCGAAGUACCCGCCUGGAUAUCAGUUCAACAUGGAAGAUCCCAACUUUCCGAUCAAGAGUAAGACACCAUCUGCCUCUAAAUAGUCUUCUUCUUCUCUUCCAGAUCUGCGAUUCCUAGGCCUCAUUGCCAUGAUCGAUCCGCCUCGUCCGGGAGUUCCAGAAGCAGUCCGAGUGUGUCAGAAUGCGGGAAUCCGCGUGGUUAUGGUUACUGGAGAUCAUCCGAUCACUGCCCGCGCGAUCGCCACGCAAGUGCAUAUCAUUGAGGAAAACGAGCAAGUGACUGAGAUCGUGGUGGCCGAUCCGAAGUGCGAUCCAGGCAGCGAUGAGAUCUACGGAAAGGGAAGACUGAAGAGAACGGGAGCGAUUGUCGUGCACGGGGAACAAUUGAGCACGAUGUCGCAGAGAACGCUCAAGACCAUCGUCACGAACUACCAUCAGGUGCGCCGACAAGAAUCCAGUGCAAUUAAAUACCAUUUCAGAUUGUGUUCGCGAGAACGUCGCCCGCGCAGAAACUGCAGAUUGUCGAGGCGUUCCAGUCAAUUGGAAAUGUGGUUGGAGUCACUGGAGACGGAGUGAAUGACGCUCCUGCACUCAGAAAGGCUGACAUUGGUGAGAGACGAAAGCGAGUGGCUGUGAAAAAGUACUAUUGGAGGAAUUGCUAUGGGAAUAGCUGGGACGGACGUCUCGAAACAGGCAGCUGACAUGAUUCUGCUAAACGAUAACUUUGCCUCGAUCGUGACCGGAGUCGAAGAAGGACGGCUGAUCUUUGAUAACCUGAAGAAGUCGAUUGCGUACACGUUGACCAGCAACAUUCCAGGUGGAUUACAUGAUUCCCUCUAAAGCAACACUCUUCUUUCCAGAAAUCACUCCGUUCAUGUCGUAUGUGCUGUUCGGACUUCCCCUGCCCAUGUCGAUCAUCGCCAUCCUCAUGAUCGAUCUGGGAACCGACCUUUGGCCGGCCAUCUCAUUCGCCUACGAAGUACCUGAAAGUGACAUUAUGCAGAGAGCUCCUCGCAAUCCAGUCCACGACAAGCUUGUGAAUAAGCGAUUGGUUAUGUUCUCUUACCUCCAAAUCGGUGCGAUUCAAGCCUGUGCUGGGUUCACCACAUACUUUGGUACUGUGGUUUUUCAUAUAUUACCACCAUCAUCUUACUUUUAAGUGCUGAUGAUGUCGUACGGAUGGUUCCCUCAAGAUCUGAUAAACAUCAGUGAAAUGUGGGAUAACAAGUAUAUUGACGAUCUGGAAGACAGCUACGGACAGCAGUGGAGCUACGAGAACAGGAAGGCGCUCGAGGCGUGCUGCUACGGAACGUUCUUCUUCACUAUCGUCGUCACUCAAUGGGCGGACUUGUUCGCGUCGAAAACGAGAAAGAAUUCUCUGGUCAUGCAGGGACUCGAGUACGUCUAUUCGUCCUCGCUCUCAUCCGUUUUCCUUCCAUCUUUCAGAAACCACGUGCUCAACACUUCUGUCAUUUUCACUUGCUUCCUCGCCACUUUCGUUCUCAACACACCCUACGUCAACGAAGUUCUCGGUGUCCAAGGGUUCAGGUAGGAAGCGGAAAUGGAGAAGACGAAGCAAAUCUGCCGCUUUCAGACUGGAAAUCGGAUUCCUCGCUCUGCCGUUUGCCUUUGCCAUUGGUCUUUAUGACGAGUUCCGUCGGUUCUUCGUUCGCAAGUUCCCGGGAGGAUAUAUUUAUAAAGAGACCUACUACUGAAAUAGUUGACGAAUGAAGGAUUUCUUAAAUUGUUACUUUCGAAAGCGUGAACCCUCUCGUUUUUUUCCGUGUUCUAAAUUCUGCUAUGCCGUCCGUUCUCAUAGUUUUUCAGUUAUUCUCUCAAUUGAUUAGAGCCUUCGAAGCAUUGCUCAAAGAACGGGAUCAACGUAAGUUCGCAUCCAUCAAUCUCCAUUCGUUCUCCUGCUCUCCAGAUGCCACUUCCAAACAAAGCCGGAGAGCCAGAGUUCAAAAUGAAGGUUGAUCCGGCUGACAAAAUUGUCAUCAGGUACAGAAAGGAGGAAGAGGCGGUGGUUCCGGUGUCAAUCACGAACACUCUGAAAGAGCGCGCUUGUUACAAAGUCAAGUGCACCGACAAUGAGAUCUUCCGCGUCCGUCCGCCGCUCGGAUUCGUGAAGCCCGGCGAGACGGCGGUGGUGAAGAUCUUGCUGAGACCGAAAGCCGGCAUCGAUCCGGUCAAGCACUUCUUCGCCAUCUACCACAUCACGUGCCCCGAGUCGAACGUCAAUCCGAGACAGGUGAGAAGAAGCUGCAGCAAAACAGAUGGAUUCUAGAUGAUUGCAGGUGUGGACGGCCGAAACGAAGCCGGAAGGCGUGAUCAGAAUGCAAGCGUAUCUCGUGGAUAUGGAUGAGCCGGAGAAGAAGGAAGAGGAGAAAAAGGAGGAGAAAAAGGAAGAAAAGAAAGAGGAAAAGAAGGAAGAGAAGAAAGAGGAAAAGAAGGAAGAGAAGAAGGAGUGA